AUAGGCGCGUGGGACCUGACUAAAGGCUACACAGGUACAGGAAGCGAGAAACGGUCUAGCAUGGCAAUCCCCACUUUCUCGACAGUGUUGAACUCAACGUUGUUAGGCUUCUUGUGAGAGCAGACGCGUCAUCAGCCUUCCUCGUCUCGGGCAAUACUCAAGUAACUGAAGCAAUAGACAACAUGCAGGACAUGGCGAACAACAACAAUAUUGAGCUCGUGAGUAACUGGCAUUUGCCUUCACCUCCGGAUAUCAUGGAAUUGGAAGACAAAGUAUGCCUCGGUGAUAGGCUGGAGUUCGACCGCGCCGGUGGUUUGUAUGCACACUGGGGUAUAUACGUCGGUCGAUACCAUCAUAUGAAACACGCUGUCAUCCAUUUCGGCAUGUUCGAAGGAGGGCCGGCAUUCUCCAAAAAGAAGAUAUCAGGCAGUGCGUCAUCUGCCAGCCAAAAGCCCGAGAUACGAGCUGAUACGAUUUGGAUGAUUCUCGGUGGUUCUGGCAAGGUGAGGAUUAACAACUCAAGAGACUCUGAAAGACAACUUCGCAGUUCCGAAGCCAUCAGUGAAAAGGCCAAGAAAAUGCACCGGGACAACAAGGGGAUAAAGUACGAUUUCUUAGACAACAACUGCGAGCAUUUCGUGAAUCUUUGUCGAUACGGUAAACCCCACAGUUCGCAGGCUGCAAAGCUGACGAUAAUUGUUAUCUUGGUUAUACUGGCUGCCCUAGGUGUCUUCGUCUACAUGACAAGUUCCAACGCUCAACCCGAUGAUUCUGUUACAUCAACCGCUUCGUGGACCACCUCAGUAUGACCUCAGUAUAUAGGAAGAGAAUGCCACGGGAAAUGGAGCAUUAAAUUAUUAGCGAACAUCGACAUUAUUAAUUAAUUUACAAAUGGUUCGACAAAAAUUGAUGG
Molecule: messenger RNA, 913 nt
Organism: Patiria miniata (bat star)
Lineage: Eukaryota; Metazoa; Echinodermata; Asteroidea; Valvatida; Asterinidae
Product: phospholipase A and acyltransferase 1-like
Exons: 2
Coding region: 183-809 (208 amino acids)
Biological process (GO): N-acylphosphatidylethanolamine metabolic process
Cellular component (GO): cytoplasm
Molecular function (GO): A2-type glycerophospholipase activity; glycerophospholipid phospholipase A1 activity
Source: RefSeq, a predicted model, not a curated record